This is a messenger RNA of Ictalurus punctatus (channel catfish), 1848 nucleotides long. RefSeq names its product secretion associated, Ras related GTPase 1Ab (gene sar1ab). Gene Ontology annotation, biological process: endoplasmic reticulum to Golgi vesicle-mediated transport; vesicle organization; membrane organization. The transcript has 7 exons. The record is from RefSeq and is a predicted model, not a curated record. Gene Ontology annotation, cellular component: COPII vesicle coat; endoplasmic reticulum exit site. The coding region runs from base 235 to 831 and encodes 198 amino acids. Gene Ontology annotation, molecular function: GTPase activity; GTP binding. NCBI's taxonomy places the organism in Eukaryota, Metazoa, Chordata, Actinopteri, Siluriformes, Ictaluridae.
ACACACACGUUUCCACCAUACGAGGGCGCUGCUCACACUCCGUUAGCGCAUAUCCCAACACAGUCGGUUUGUUUACUUGACGCAUUUAGUUAGAAAAUAGCCAAUAUAGCUUAUAGUGAGUAUUGACACUUACAGCAGUGAAGUCGUGGAUCCAGCAGAGAAACUGAGAAAGCUGAGGUGGUUUCGGUGACUCUAAGCUGACGGGGUGACACUCCUCGACGGAAUAGCAACAGAAUGUCUUUCAUAUUUGAUUGGAUCUACAGAGGAUUCAAUAGUGUACUGCAAAUAUUAGGACUGUAUAAAAAGACCGGAAAGCUGGUUUUCCUUGGAUUAGACAAUGCAGGAAAAACAACAUUAUUGCAUAUGCUUAAGGAUGAUCGACUUGGGCAGCAUGUGCCAACGCUUCAUCCAACUUCAGAAGAGUUGACCAUUGCUGGGAUGACUUUCACUACGUUUGACCUGGGUGGACAUGCACAAGCAAGAAGAGUUUGGAAGAAUUACUUACCAGCCAUAAAUGGAAUAGUCUACCUUGUGGAUUGUGCUGACCAUGACCGCCUACAUGAGGCUAAAAUCGAACUAGAUGCCCUGCUAACUGAUGAGACCAUAUCUGAUGUGCCAAUCCUUAUUUUGGGAAAUAAAAUUGAUCGACCUGAGGCAAUAAGUGAAGAUGUACUGCGAGGAACCUUUGGCCUACAUGGACAUACUACUGGGAAGGGGAGUGUGUCACUGAAAGAGCUGAACAUGAGGCCAAUGGAAGUUUUCAUGUGCAGCGUGUUAAAAAGACAAGGAUACGGAGAUGGUUUCCGAUGGCUUUCUCAAUAUAUUGACUAAUUGGUUAAGACUAAACAGCCUCUCCAAACCACUUGGCCCUAUUUAUUGAAGGUUUGAAUCAGGAGUAAAGAACUAUUUAAAAUGGAAUGAAAACUGACAAUUUUUCUGGUAGUAGUAUUUUUUUUAAUUGUGCCAAAUAUAAAACAUGCUCCUUAAAGACAUUUGUGUACUCUCAAAUGACAGAGACUAAUAACUGAUUGUAUCAUUUCUCCUUUUAAAGUUUAAACAAUCUGUAUGGUACAUAUUGAGUCAGGAGUAUUUGAGGAUAAAUUGCAUUCAGGGUUUGUUGGGUCUACAUUACAUACCCUUUCUGUUACAUACACUUUCAGAUAAAAAUGUAUUGUACAUGUUUGUUUGUUUUUUUUUAAAUGGGAAAAGUGGAUGAUAUGGAAAUAAACCAACAGAUAUAUGAAAUAUGGUGCAAUAACGAGACCUAUGUAGCUUGCAUAUACUUUAUUUUUAUUUUUAAACACUUAACACCUGUGUGCCUUAAUGAGUGUGGUGUGGUAUCAACAACUGAUUGGUACAUGUAAUUACACACACACACACACACACACACACACACACACACACACACACACAUAUAUAUAUAUAUAUAUAUAUAUAUAUAUAUAUAUAUAUAUAUAUAUAUGUGUGUGUGUGUGUGUGUGUGUGUGUGUGUGUAUGUGUGUAUGUAUAUUAGAAUGUAAUUUUUAUUUUAGGGCCACACUAUUGUAGAUGCGAUAUAUGAUUCUUAAAAUUCAUACUCUAUUUCUGCAACAAGUACCUUUUGACCUUCAGCUACAAUUGACAUGCAGUGAUGAACAAGAGUGCAUGAACAGCACAACAACAAAUGUUUAGAGAAAGAGCACUUGUGCAAUACAGACUGUCAUGUUAAGUCACUUUCGCAUGUGUAAAUAGAACUGCUUUCAAACAUCAUUUUUAAAUGUGGCUUAAAAAAAACAAAAACCUUAAUAAGACAAUUUUCAAGGCUUAUUUUGGAGCAGACAAAAAUAAAAGUGAAUAUUUUCAAUUCUA